Messenger RNA from Coccinella septempunctata (seven-spotted ladybird), 1216 nucleotides. It is a transcript of the gene holn1, whose product is annotated as CD2 antigen cytoplasmic tail-binding protein 2 homolog. The coding region runs from base 219 to 1109 and encodes 296 amino acids. Gene Ontology annotation, cellular component: U5 snRNP. The transcript has 4 exons. The record is from RefSeq and is a predicted model, not a curated record. Lineage: Eukaryota; Metazoa; Arthropoda; Insecta; Coleoptera; Coccinellidae. Gene Ontology annotation, molecular function: protein binding.
ACAAUUCGCAGCGCCCUCCGCGGUAGUUGAAUUGAUAGAUUUUGGAUGUUCUGUGAUUAUAAAAAAUUCGCGUGUAUAUAAAACAAAUAAUGUAUUAAAUCCAUGCUGAAAACCAAUAACAGAACCGAACUUCCUCAAUUUUUAUAUGAACUCAAUUUCAGUCAAUCUUCAGUAGCAAAGACAACUGUUCUCUCUUAACAUUCAUUCGGUUAGACAAUAUGUCGAAAAGAAAAAUACAUACUUUGGACUCCGAUGAGGAAGAUGAAGUUAAAGACACUGGAGUCUUACAUUUAGAUGAUAUAGAAGGUCAAGAGGAUGGUAUGUCUAGACAGGAAGAGGGUCAUCGUAUGACUGCAUUCAAUAUGAAGGAGGAAAUGGGUGAAGGCCACUUUGACAAAAACGGUCAUUUCAUAUGGAAAAAUGAAGAAGAGAUAAGAGAUAACUGGUUGGAUAAUGUUGAUUGGCAUAAGAUUAAAAAUGAUCCGAGCAGUCAAUACAAUUUAAUUGAAAAUGCAGUUGGACUUGGAGAAGACAGUGAUAGUUCAGAUGAAGCAUUCGAUGAAACAAAAAAUUAUCAAGAAAUGUUAAAUUUUAUGAAACCUGGUGAAACUGUCAAUAAAGCCCUCAAUAGAUUAGGAGGUAAAAACAAGAAAUUAUCAAGUGUUGAAAGAUUGAAGAGGAAAAAGGCUGGCACAUUGGUGGAAAACCAGGAUGUCAUUAAAUUGACAGCUUUGGCUAAUGAUAAUUUGACUGCAAUGGGAAAUAUGAAUAUUUAUCAAGAAACUUAUGAAAGUAUUUCAAAAAAAAUACAAAAUAAAAAAAAACCACUGGAAGCUGUAGACGACAUGUUCGCAGAUGAUUUUGAUUCAUCUGCAAAAGCAUCUAGCUCAAAGCUUGUAUCGAAUGAAGCAAUUCUUGGAAGUGGUGAGGUCAUGUGGGAGUUCAAAUGGAAACAAGAUAGUGAAGAAGUACAUGGUCCCCAUUCUAGUGCUGAAAUGCUGCAGUGGGUGAAAGAAGGAUAUUUCGAAAAAGGAGUUUUUGUCCGUAAACAUGGAGAAAAUUCUAAUUUCUACACAUCAAAUAGAAUUGAUUUUGAUCUUUAUAUUUAAAAGAAUUUUAUCCUUUAAAACUUGAUUCUCUUCACAAUUAUCAGUUUUAGGUAUAUGUAUGCUGUUAUAUGUAUAUUUAAGUCUCAAUAAAUAAAAAAGUCUCUGGA